AAACAUGGUAAUUAGGGUGCAUCAGUAAACACCCAAGCCAUAGAAUUUCCCAAGUAAUGAACACACAGCAUUUUCAAGUCUCCUCCUCUAAUCCAUCAAUUUCCAAAGUGAACUUAUCCAUUCCAUGGAGACCUCAACACCACCACCAAACUACAACCGAUUACAAGCCCUUAAAGCCUUCGACGAAUCCAAAGCCGGUGUCAAAGGCCUAGUCGACCGAGCCAUCACACAGAUCCCCAGAAUAUUCGUCCGACCCGCCGACGAACUCACCGGCGAUCAUCCCAUCUCCGACGAAGUCCCAAUUCCGGUCAUAGACCUCGGCGGCGGCGCCUCGCUCGGCCGGUCGUCGGUGGUGGAGGAGGUCCGGGGGGCAGCAGAGAGUGUGGGGCUUUUCCAGGUGGUGAAUCAUGGGAUACCGGCGGGGGUGGUGGAUGGGAUGUUGGCGGCGGCGCUUGGGUUUCAUGAGAUGGAGGAGGAUGAGAAGAGGAAGUUGUACGUGAGGGGGUCAGAUAAGAGAGUGAGGUUUGGGAGUAAUUUUGAUUUGUAUGAAUCGAGGUUUGCUAAUUGGAGAGAUACUCUGUUUUUUCUUAUGGGUCCUGACCCGCUCGACCCGCUCGAGUUGCCUCAGAUUUGCAGAGAUGCAACAUUGGAGUAUUCAAAGCAAGUAAAGAGAUUAGGGACUACCAUAUUUGAAUUGCUAUCAGAGGCACUGGGGCUCCAACCCGACUACCUCCUCGAAAUGGAUUGUGCAAAGGGGCAUGCCAUUCUGAGUCAUUACUACCCGGCAUGUCCAGAGCCCGAGCUGACCAUGGGCACCAGCAGACAUUCGGAUCCUGAUUUUCUAACUAUCCUACUUCAAGAUUCUAUUGGGGGACUCCAAAUACUUCACCAAAACAAAUGGGUUAAUGUUCCUCCAGUCCCUGGAGCUUUGGUUGUCAACAUUGGUGAUCUCUUACAGCUUAUGUCCAACGACAAAUUCAAAAGCGUAGAACACAGAGUGUUGGCAAACCAUGAGGGGCCAAGACUAUCCGUGGCAUGCUUUUUCAAUCUACAUAAUUAUGCAUCAACAAGGAUGUAUGGCCCCAUCAAGGACUUGUUGUCAGAAGAUAAUCCCCCUAUAUACAAGGAAAUCACAUUUAAAGAAUUUGCUGAUCACUACAAUUCAAAAGGACUUGAUGGGAAAUCUUCUUUAACAAAGUUCAAAUUAUGAUGAGGUUGGUUAUUUCAAUUUCAUAGGACAUUUGGCUAGAGCUAAUGCUAUGAUUCUGUAGUAAGCUAUAAUCAUUUCUUUUUUUGUUUUGUUUUUGUUUUUGAAAAUAAGUAAGAAACGCAUGUACUCUUGUCUCUAUCAAGACUUAAAUCCUAUGCCGUUAUGUGUCUUGUAUUGAACUCGAGUUUGUAUUGACAUCUGCAAAUAUAAUAUAUAGUUCAAACUAGAUAUAAACAAUUCUAUA
This is a messenger RNA of Camellia sinensis, 1454 nucleotides long. Its product is annotated as 1-aminocyclopropane-1-carboxylate oxidase homolog 1. The record is from RefSeq and is a predicted model, not a curated record. Lineage: Eukaryota; Viridiplantae; Streptophyta; Magnoliopsida; Ericales; Theaceae.